AAGUUGGCGAGGGACAAGAUUUUUUCCCUCGGAACGGGCGUUGGAAUUUUAACAACAAGAAAUUGAUACAACCUGUGAAAAUAGAGCGCUGGGCUAUUGUCAAUUUCUCUGCUCGCUGUGACACUCGGUACCUGGUCAAUAAUAUGUUGAAGUGUGGAGAGAUGAAAGGAAUUGUCAUAAAUGAUCCAUUUUUUGUAUUUGAAGAGAACAACCAGAAUAGACGUGACCCAGCUCCUGUUAGAGUGGACAAGAUGAUUGAAUACAUAAAGUCCAAACUUCCAGGACCACCAGAGCUUCUGUUGUGUAUUCUUCCAGAGAGGAAGAAUUCUGACAUAUAUGGUCCAUGGAAAAGGAGAAAUCUUUCUGAGCUUGGGAUUGUAACACAGUGCAUUGCUCCUGCAAAACUUAAUGAUCAGUACAUCACAAAUGUGCUCCUGAAAAUCAAUGCAAAGCUGGGUGGAAUGAAUUCCUUGCUACAAGUGGAGCAUUCGCCUUCUAUACCUUUGGUUUCUAAGUGCCCCACUCUGAUUUUGGGAAUGGAUGUGUCACACGGCUCACCUGGGCGUUCAGAUGUACCUUCUAUUGCAGCGGUGGUGAGUUCCAGGAACUGGCCCUUGAUUUCUCGGUACCGAGCUGCUGUUCGUACUCAAUCGCCAAAAGUAGAAAUGAUUGCUUCUCUGUUCAAGCCUGUAUCAGAUAAAGAAGAUGCGGGCAUAAUCAGGGAAUUGUUGCUAGACUUUUAUGCUACUUCAAAUAGCAGGAAGCCUGAUCAGAUAAUUAUUUUCAGGUGUGGUAUUACUAAUAUAUUCAAUACG
Messenger RNA from Prunus avium (sweet cherry), 815 nucleotides. NCBI's taxonomy places the organism in Eukaryota, Viridiplantae, Streptophyta, Magnoliopsida, Rosales, Rosaceae. The record is from RefSeq and is a predicted model, not a curated record.